UAUAAUGUGAAUCAUUGUGAUUCUGAAAUAUCGAAUUUCAUUUGUGUAUUUUGACGUGAGCGUAAUCGGUUGUGCAUUUCCUAUUUGUGUUAGUAAAUUAUGUUGAAUGCAAUUACGUGACUGAUGUAUUAAGAAUUGAGUAUUUUUUCUAAAACAGUGUAAUUACUACGCAAUCAUGGCGUUGAGCGCCGUUGCGGAAGAUUAUUUUCGUUCUAUGAAUCCUCUCGCCUCAAAAAUUCACGAAGAUAUUACAGAAGCAAAAAAUUCAUAUGAAAACAUUUGGGAUACGCUCACGGACAAGGAAAAGGCGGAAAUUAUAAAUGAAUCAAUAAUUAAACCUGAAAUAGUACUCAAAUAUGCUUUGCUUGAAAGUUUAGAAUUUGAUUUGAAUGAGCCACCGGUGCAAAAAGAUAAUUUAAUGUCUUUUUUUGGAUGUGAACAUGGAUUAAGAAUGAUACAAGACGAGAACGCAUCGUAUCGCGACGAACACUCUGCCCCUUUCAUUUAUCAGACGAAAAGUCAACUUAAUUUGUGUGUGCUGAGUGAGCACAGAGUGUCUAAAGAUGUGAAGUGUACGUCGCCGCCACCGAUAAUGACUGAACUGGCGCUAUCUCAUUCGAAAGUCGUUAAUGAAUUAAAAAACGCUUUAAAAUCUCACGAUGUAUUGAAAAGCACUUUUAAAGAUAAAGAAUCCCAUGACAGGGAUGUGAUAUCACCCACUGGGUUCAUAACUAAGUUUAUGGGUAAUUUUAAAAGCAAGGAUGAGGAACGGGAGUGUUUAAUGCCAUCAUUACCUCAGACACAAAUCGUGGCCUCCUCGGAAAACUUUUUCAGAACGAAUUUUAAGAGUCCACCAAACGAUAGCAAAUUUGAUAAGGACUAUAGGAGCAGUGUCGUCAAAUCACAUAGCGAUCUCUCGGAAGAGAACAGAGGAUUGCUGUCCUCUAGCCAGGCGUCUUCAGGAACCGACUUCCAGUCCACGGAGACGCUGACAGAGACCGGCACGCUACCAAAGACAGGUUACGAUUUCUUAGACAACUGGUAAUAUAUGUAUCUGUAUAUUAUGUACGUUGUUAAAACCCCGGCCGCAGUAUGGCCUUUAAUAUAUUCUCAAUACAUAAUCGAAUUCCAUUCGAAUUUCAAAUGAUAGAACUUUUUUUUUUUAUUUGUCAUUCGAUCGUUUGAUGUUUGUGAAUUAUAGUUAUAGGCAAAAAUCUCAAAUCUAUAAUUAAUACGUAAACUGCCCAACUCGUAACUUUUUUAUUUUUAUAUUUAACGUAAUGUUAAGUGAAAGAAACAUGUGCGAAAUAAAUAAAAAAAUACUAUCUUCGUGAGUCGUGAAUCCAAAUUCGAUACACAAGUGGGAGAUUGUUAAGAAUAUUUAACUUUAUGCUAUUUUAGUGAUUGAAAAAUAUCCAAAACGUCAUUAAUGUAAUGUAUAAUUUGAAGAUAAGUAUUCAUAAAACGUGAACAUGCUUCAUUUUAUAGUGUGCACAUAAAAGUACCAGCUAGGUAUGAUAGAAUUAUGAAAUACGUGAGCUGAAUGGCAUAUUGUUCGGACGUUGAUAGCGUGCGUUCCUCACAGAUCAGUUAUCAAAUGGACGAUAGGAAUUUGAAAUGGCAAAAUUUACCUUAAUUUUAUCUUGUUAUAAAUGUUGUAAUUUUACGCUUAAUUCAAUUUUAAACAAGAAAACGGUAUUUUCCUACAUCCAUGCCGUUACAAUGUCAUUGACCACAAGUCAUGAGCAACUGACAGGUGUCAGGAAAGCACGUCCUCAGUGGCUGAACUUUAAUGUCAUUUGUCUUUGAGAUGUAUUGUUACGAGAACAGAAUAUAGCGUUGAAUAUGCGUUUUCUUCGUAAAUCUCGUCUUAGUUUUAUUAUCCCAGUAUUAUAAUAUAAUAGUAUUUAUACAAUGUGUUAUUGUGAACUUAUCUUAUAUACAUUUUUUAUAUAAAUUAACUUGUGUGUCUUAUAUAUUGAAUACAUGUUUUUUUAUCUGUAAAUACUCAUAACAAAGCAAAAAGUUAAUAGCGGGAAAAGCGUUCAACUAAACACCGACAAGUGGAAAAGGAACGAACUAUUGUCAUUAUUGGCCAAUAUUUUUGCAAAUUAGCAAAUACGUACGUAUUGCAGUGUACGGACAAUGCAAAUACGCUAGGUAAAGUGAAGUGGCUUAGUCGAUGACGUGACGUCACUUCCUACGCAUGCAGAUUUCGUCACGAUAUUGUCCUUGGAUAUUAUAAACAAUUUUAUCACAGCGGUGCUUGUCUGGUUUUCGUGUUGUCCACACAACCAGCCAUCUCAUAGGCAUCAUUAACUCUUUCCAUGCGGGAUCAUGUCAUCUCGAUGUUGCCAUCUCCAUACGAGCGAUAUUUUAUGACGUCAGGUUUGCAGUAUGAUGGACGAGAUAUUUCGUCUCAACAAAGAUGCGUUUCAUUAAACUCUACACGUUUAUUAAACUCUAAUUAAACUCUUGUCAAAAAACUUGGUUGGCGUAUUAUUACGUCUCUAAAAAUAUGUAGACAACAUUGGCUUAGCAAUUGGUAUUGCAAUUUAUGUUUUGUAAAUGCUAGCAGAUAUAUUCCUAGUCUAGCCAAAAAUUUGUUUACUUAAAACGCUAACAGGGACUUCAAAUGUCUAAAUGCCUGCUGUCCUUGGAUCUCUAAGUCCAGACCUGGUUAUGGGGUCAUCACCUCUAUAUCAUGAAAAUACGUAAACCUAUCAACGACUCGUUACAUCGAGGCAAUCUGUAAUCUCAUUUAAAGACUGUUUGUUUAUUGUAAGUAUAUUUAUCUUAUGAAUUAUAUAAUGUAACCAACAUUACAUUAUUACGUCUUUCAUUCUGAUUAUUGUCACUAGAUGGCGCUGUUUAUCAUUUCAUACGAAUCGCACUAAACGCUAUCUAAUAAGUAAACUCUCACUAGAAACGCUGGUUCACUAGAAAAGUCGUAACUCAAAGCCAGAUUAACAAAAUAUUUAGCGUUUAAGUAAUUAUGUUUGUGGUUCAAGCUAUUUUGUAAGAACAAACUCGAGUAUGUCAGUAAUUGAAAUGCGAUAUUGACCAUUAUAAUCGUAACAUUACAAUAAUACACGAACCAAAAUAGUAUAUCAACAUAAGUCGGUUGUGCAUAUUUCACGGUUGAGUAAUGAAGUGAGUUCUUAUAGAAUAGCACUGAUGUUUGUUUGUAUUGUGUUAUGUACGCAUGCUCUCAAUUCUUCCUGCAUUUAUUUUUUUUAUUUUAUUUCUUAUAUGAAAAUGUGCUAUUAAUUAUGAUUAAUAUAAUAUUGAAAUGA
Nymphalis io (European peacock) is the source of this 3296-nucleotide messenger RNA. RefSeq lists its product as uncharacterized. Lineage: Eukaryota; Metazoa; Arthropoda; Insecta; Lepidoptera; Nymphalidae. The transcript has 3 exons. The record is from RefSeq and is a predicted model, not a curated record. Bases 176 to 1045 code for a protein of 289 amino acids.